ACACCCGCCGCUUUCUUCUAUGCAGCCGUGUUCAAUGUGUACGACGAAGAUGGAUCGGGCUGCAUCCCCACGGAACACAUCCCUGAAAUUCUAGAUAAGCUUGGUCGAGAUGCCUCUGAAGAGCUAUUGAACGAGCUGGAUGACUGUGCUGGUGAAAGCGGCGUGAUCAGCUUUGAAGACUUUGUGUCCCUCAUCCAAAACCACGUACUGAGGCAGCAAGAGCAGGAGCAGGAACUUGCAGGCGGUGGUACAGGAGUUGGUGGCGAUCGCUUACGACCCGGUCCAGAUCCCAAAGUUAUGGAGUUCAUCGCAAUUUUGGAGGAGUACCGCUUGAAGUGUGAAGAGGACGGAAACUACUUGGAGGCGCAGCGUGCAGAUUCGCAAUUGACGGCGCUUCGCCGACAGGAAUUCAAAAGGCAGUCCAAGUCGCUGAAGGCCCGUCAAAUCGCUGAGCGCCAGGACGUGCAGAUCGCGCACAACAUGCAGUUCAACGACUUCAACCAGGCGUGGGAUCAGUACAUGGAGGAGUACGAUCGGAUGGCGCAGGCGUACGUGAAGCAAAUGACCGAGAAGCACGGUGCAGACCUUGCUGCAUUCCAAGACAAGUUGCAGCAGGAAAUUCUGGAGCGUCCGCCCAAGUUCUCCAAAGAACUGAUCGAGUGGCGCCGUCGACAGCAUCGCUUGGCUCAGCAGAAGAGCUACGCUGAGGCGCAGAAGAUCAAGCAGAUCGCGGAUGAAGUCGAGGCUGACGAGCGCGCCAAGAUGAGCGAGGAGCUACGCGCAGUUUUCGCGCGCAAAGAGGCCAAGCUACGCCAGCAGCAGCAAGCAGAACUAGCAGCGCUGUUGAAGCGCAUCGACGGCCGUCGCAAGGAGCACCUGAAGCAGCGCAACCUAGACUCGAAGCGUCUGCUGCAACGCAACCGCAACGUCCAGUCUGUCCUCGAAUCGAAGCAAGUCGCAGAGGCCACCAAGAAGAUCCAGGACAUCAAGAUGAGCCUCAUGCCCAAGGAGCGGGCCCCUGCCCGAGGCCCCUUCAACGUCAUCCCGCCCCAAGCCAGACGGUACAGUCUCAACAGGAUGGACAUCGGGCGCGUGCUGCUGCGGGACGCCCACUACGUGUGGAGGGAGCGCGUGGCCUUACUAGAGAAGGAUGCGGUCGUGCUGCAGGGGCCGCCGUCGGCGUGGCAGGCCGCAGCUGCAGCAAUGGGCGGGCGCCCCAAGAAGACGAAGCCCAAGCUCAAGCAGAAGCCCAAGCCCAAGCUGGCCAGACAGCGCAGCAAGCCCAAGGCCCCGCCGCCCGCUGAGACGCUGCCGCUCGAUGGGUCGCUGAGUUGUGAGGGCAUUGUGGUGUCCUCGGCCCACAUGCACUCGGUGCGGCUGCAAGACUUGCGCUCGGGCCGCGAGUUCCUCGUGGACGCCACCACCAGAGGCAAGCGCCAGAUGUGGAUCGACCUGUUCGCCAGCGCUCGUAACAGAGCGAAUAUUAGCAGCAGUUGGCGUGGUGAUUUGUCGUUGAUGGAUGUAGAGGAAGGUGGAGAUGCGGUGGGCGCUACUACGCGCUCGCUGACGCUGCUGGACAUGCAGCAGGCGGUGGAGAUGCUCGUGGCAGCGACGGAGAGCGACGCGGACACGGCGGUGGUGAGGGGAUACGAUUUGGAGGACGAGGAUCGACCGAGUAGGGAGCGGUGUCGUGGGCAUUUGCUGUGGCUACAAGACAGCGCGUUUCAGCAUUUAUUGGCACAAUUUGAUCGAGAAGAAGAUGGCGUUUCUGGGACAGACGGCGUUCAGGCUCUGCUGCGGUUUGGUGCGUAUAGCGUCCCAACGGCAUUGGCGCUCGCGAAUGAGCUGCUGCAUCACCAACUUAUCGUGGAAUGCUUUGCUAGUCGAGAUGAAAACGGAGCUGCAUUCCAGAUGAACACUUCGGCCAGAUACAAGAAGGUAUGCGUUGAACCUGCGGAUCAUGAGCUUAGGAGUGAUGACGGCGACGAGAAGCGUCGUGCUAUUGUCUCGAGCGAGCGAGUGGCACGGUUAAAGGAGGAACGUCGCCGUCUACAAGAUCAGAUCGAGAAGCUGAAAGGGAGGUAUUUCCGUCUCUUCAACCUCUUCUGUUUCUGCUGCGUGCUAGUGCUGCUAGACGCGCUCGUGACGACAGUGCUGUUACCCGGUCCGUUGAAGCUGAGCCUUGUGACAGGCUUGCUAUUGUGGCUGACGCUGAGUGGUGGCACGGCGACACUGUCUAUUAAUUUCCAGCCACGCAGCCACGCAGAUGAACUCAACGGAACUUCGCAAGUACGAAUCGAGCGGGAAUCGAAGGCGCCCGACCUCCCACAAUCUCAUUUGGCGCCUCAAGAUACUUUGGAUGUUGCUAGCCGAAUUGUGUCAACUUUGCCUAUGAACACGUCCACGAAUAGAAGAGGAUCAGCAGCAGUGGCGACAAUGCAGCACGAGUCCAUGGAUCGAGCUGUGAUCGUGCUGACGCAAGCGGAGGAAGCUGAAGUGCACUCGUUUCGACUGGCGAUUGCCCAAGCUGCUGGCGUCCCUGUCGAGGUGACUCACGUGUUCUCUGAUGAGUACCUCUUCAGAGUUCUGCGCGUCAAGAACCGGGCGUUUGCAUACGCGGUAACGAAGAUGGCGCAUAUCGUCGAGUGGCGGCGCGUUUACGAAGUCGAUACCAUCGCUUGGGAUGACGUGAAGUCUCAGCUUGUGUCUGGCAGUAUGUACUGGUAUGGCUACGACUUCCAGAAUCGCCCGAUCCUUUGGGUUCGGGCCAAGCUAAAAGACUGGGACACGAUGGCAAGUCGACGCGAUGUUGAGGUCCGUGCGCACGUGUACCUGCUGGAACUGGGGUGCCGCCGCUUUAUGCCUCCUGGAGUCACGACGUAUACAGUCGUGACAGACUCUGCUGGGCUGGGCAUGAAGCAGGUAGACCUGCGCCUUAUGCGCGGGUUGCUCGAUGUGUGUGUCGCCAACUUCCCUGAUCGGAUUGGCCUCGUCUACGCCGGUCCGUUGACUCGAUUCCUCAAGUACAUCACGUCGUGGCUGUGGCCGUUCCUACCUGUGCGUCUGCGCAGCAAGGUGUCACUCAUGCACGACUGCGCCGCUGAAUUGGCCAAGCACAUGGACACCGAGUUGAUCCCAUUGCACAUGGGCGGCUCCGCAAUGCAUAACCUCCGCACGCCUCCUACUAACCCCGCGGAGGCCAACGAUAUCAUGGAGAUCACGUACAUGAUCGAUCAGCAGAAACGGUUCAUGGAGGAGCUCAAACUUAAGCAGUAA
Molecule: messenger RNA, 3276 nt
Organism: Phytophthora sojae
Lineage: Eukaryota; Oomycota; Peronosporomycetes; Peronosporales; Peronosporaceae
Exons: 4
Molecular function (GO): calcium ion binding
Source: RefSeq, a predicted model, not a curated record